Molecule: messenger RNA, 1412 nt
Organism: Bemisia tabaci
Lineage: Eukaryota; Metazoa; Arthropoda; Insecta; Hemiptera; Aleyrodidae
Source: RefSeq, a predicted model, not a curated record
GCUACUGUUGUUUUGAUUUGUUAUCAUGAUAAUCUAAGAUCUGGACCUAAUUCAGCGAUCAAAACCUGAAUCUAGUUCAAUUAUUUUCCAAUUUUAGGUAGUAAGAGUCUCGCGGAAAUUCCGAAGUAAUCAGUAUAUUUCAUUCAAGUGAUCCUCAGUGAAAUGAAGCGGAGACUUGUCGAUCCGAACCACAAACCGGAAGAAGCCAUUCUGGUGGAACGAAAUCCUGCGCCUCUGGGACAUCAACUUUUAAACCCGUAUGCAGUUGGCAAACAUUCUCAAAGUGAUCUUGUGACGUUGGCUCUAGAAAUUGAAAAAGCUGAUUCGUACGUGCGAUCCACAACAACAGGCAAACUUCAAGUCAUUGUAGAUCAAGUCAGGUUUUUAAAAUCUCAGGCGGAAUCAAUCUUAAAAGACGCACAAAACAACGCAAACCUUCAUAGAGCUGCAUGCAAUUUCCAAAAGAAGCCCGGCCAUCUAUACUUCUUGUACAGGAGACCCUCGGGACAAGAAUAUUUUUCCAUGUUAUCUCCAGAGGAAUGGAGCAGCUCAAUGCCACAUGAAUUUCUUGGUGCCUAUUAUUUAGAACAUGACAUGUCCUGGACAGCAGCAGCCGACUUCACUGCCCGUCAUCGUGAUUUAUCAGCUAUUGACCAGAUAAUAUCAGGUUACGAAAGUGGAAGCAAAGUAGACAAUUUAAUGUGUAUUGAUAAUUAAUAAGUGCAUGCCUGUUUCCUCUCACACAAAGCCUGUUUUCCAUCAACCUGUUAUCACCUUGCAAGGAAGAGAGAAUCAAGUUGUAGGCUCAGCUCUGCCAGUUCUUAAUUUGUGAUCCUUACUCCAGAACUAUCAACAAGAUGGAGUCUAGCACUAUGAAUGUAGAAAAAGAAUCAAAACAGUACUCGGUCAGCGAAAAGUUAAGCUUAAGUCUCUUUAAAUUAUUAGACAUGAACUAUGAUGUGACUGAUGAUUCAAUUUUGUCGAAACUUGCUUCAUUUCUGGAGGAAUUUCCCCUUGAGUAUGCACCCAACCUGUAUGAAACCAUUUACAAGGAUUGGUUAAUUGCAUGCGUUAGUCAUUGGAAGAGCGGAACCCUAAAACCUACAGUUGCAGUUUUUUCUAUUCAUGUUCUUAGAACUUUGUGUUCAAACCCAAUGUACUUUGAUCUCUUGAAUGAUGAAAAGCUUAUUUUAGAACAGUAUCAAGAGUUGAUUGAAAAAAAACUGAAAACAAAUCCUCUUUUUCCUAUUGCUUAUUCCAAAUUACUGACCAGCCUCAUAUCUCAUGAAAAAGGCUUAGACUACGUAGUUCAAAACGAGUUGUGGAAAACGGUCUUGUCAAUGUACAUCACAGAUGAAAGUUUGUAUGUGAAGAAAGAAAGCAGAGAGUUUUUGGUUGCUAUUUGUGCCAAA